AUGGAUAACUUUAUUCAAAUAAAUAGAAAACGUGUUGAAGACUCAGGAAAGAGUACAAAGGAAACUGUAGAAAAACGAAAAAAAUACAGAAAAUAUGAUGACCAAUAUUUAGAUUUUGGAUUUACUUACGUUAGCAAAGGAAAUGUGGAACUACCCCAAUGUGUUGUUUGUCAUAAGGUGCUGGCAGCUGAAAGUAUGCUUCCUAAUAAAUUGAAACGUCAUUUAGAAACAGUUCACAGUAAUUUACAAGGAAAACCGCGAGAUUUUUUUGCAAGAAAAUUGCGAGAACUGAAACAUCAGUCGACAUCCUUGUUUUCCAGAGCAUCUAUUCCCUCCAAAGCACUGCUCGCCUCUUAUAAGGUCGCUCACCGUAUUGCCAAAUGCAAGAAACCACACACGAUUGCUGAAGAUCUUAUUUUACCUGCAGCGAUUGAUAUGGUAUCAGUAAUGAUUGGAGAAUCGGCGGCUAAAGAAAUAAAAAAUAUUCCUCUUUCUAACAAUACGAUUAGUCGUCGCAUUCAUGACAUAGCUGAAGACAUUAAUGAGCAAAUUGUGGAAAAACUUUCUGGUUUAUAUGCCAUUCAACUGGAUGAAGCGACAGACAGUAAUAACGACGCUCAAUUAAUAUGUUACGUGCGGUACAUGGAAGGAGCAAAUGUAUGUGAGGAUUUGUUAUUUUGCAAAGAAAUGACUGAUACCGGGAAGGCUAGUGAUUUGUUUGCGAUCAUAGAUUCAUACAUGAAAGAAAAUAACAUUCAAUGGGAGAACUGUGUUGGUGUGUGUACAGAUGGAGCUCGCGCGAUGUCAGGGCAAUAUGGAGGACUUCAAGCUCUCAUUAAAACCAAGGCACCAAAUGCAAAAUGGACACAUUGCGUCAUACAUAGGGAGGCCCUGGCUACAAAAAAUAUUUCACCUGAAUUAAAUCUUGUGAUUGAUAUAAUUAUUAAAGUGGUAAACUUUAUAAAAACAAGACCCGUGAAGGCAAGAUUUUUCCGAAAGCUUUGUGAAGAUUUGGGUGCCGAGCAUACAUCUUUACUUUAUUACUGUAACUCUCGUUGGUUGUCGAGAGGUAACGUACUCUCACGUGUAUACGAAUUAAAACAUGAGUUGUACACGUAUUUAUUGAUAGAAUCUCAUCGUGACGCAGAAAAGUUUAAAGAUACUGACUUCUUAAUAAAACUGGCGUAUCUUUGCGACAUAUUUGAGAAAUUAAAUGUCCUUAAUAAAUCGCUGCAGGGAAACGAAACGCAUAUACUGCAACUGGCUGAUAAAAUUGCAGCGUUUAAAAAAAAGUUGCUGUUGUGGAAAAGAAAAAUAGAAGACGAGCAUGGAAAUUCUGACUGUUUUCCAGUUUUAAAUGGCUUUCUGCAAAAAAAAUCUAUUCAAAAUCUGGAGCCAAGUUUGCAAUUGAUAUUUAUCCAACGCUUAUAA
This is a messenger RNA of Centruroides sculpturatus (bark scorpion), 1431 nucleotides long. RefSeq names its product zinc finger BED domain-containing protein 5-like. The record is from RefSeq and is a predicted model, not a curated record. Bases 1 to 1431 code for a protein of 476 amino acids. Lineage: Eukaryota; Metazoa; Arthropoda; Arachnida; Scorpiones; Buthidae. The transcript has a single exon.